GCGGAGACGAAACUUAUCCAUCCAUCUCGAGUGGGCCACGGCCGCCAGGAACUCUCCCACACCAAGUCGCCGUCUUCCUCUCCGACCAGCGACAGCGAGAGCCUUCCGUUCCACUCUCCACGCCAUUCCGGCACCUCGCCGCCGCAUCCUCCCUCCUGAACCUCCGCCCGCCGGCAGCCAGCCACCCUCACCUCCCAGCCUGGGCCGGGUCCCGGACAUGGCCUUCGCCACCACCUCGCUCCUCCCGGCGCCGGCGGCGGCCACCCGCGUCUGCGCCUGCGCGAGCCCCGUCGCCCCGGACGUCGCCUUCCUGCCGGCCAAGAAGGGCGCCGCCGUCCCCCUCGUCGCCGGGCGUCGCAGGGGAGGACUAGGAGUUAGGGCUGAAGUGAAUGAAUCUGGAAGUGCUUUGGCUGCUGAUGCUUUUGCCCAAGUUAAGCAUGUUCUACUUCCUGUCACUGAUCGCAACCCUUAUCUUUCAGAAGGCACAAGACAGGCUGCAGCAACAUCCGCUUCUCUAGCAAAGAAGUAUGGAGCAAACAUAACUGUAGUUGUGAUCGAUGACAAACCAAAGGAAGAGUUCCCAGAGCAUGAUACCCAGAUGUCAAGCAUUAGAUGGCAUCUCUCAGAAGGUGGAUUUACAGAGUUUGGAUUGAUGGAGCGCCUUGGGGAAGGGAAGAAACCAACAGCUAUCAUUGGAGAAGUAGCAGACGAGUUGGAGUUAGACCUGGUUGUCCUAAGCAUGGAAGCAAUCCAUUCAAAGCACGUUGAUGGGAAUUUGCUGGCUGAGUUCAUCCCGUGCCCCGUUUUACUGCUUCCCCUCUGACAUGACCUUAGAGCUUUUCUUGCACCUAUCAUGGCUUGAAAUGAAAGCAAAUAAUCUGUUUCACCUAUUUCUAGAUGUAAUUUUUCUACAAAUGUUUUCUGGAUCAGCUUAUGGAUCUUCCUUCUGAAUGAUUUCUGUUGGAUUCCAUAAUUUUGAUUAUGUGAAUAUCAACAUGUUUCAGAUU
Molecule: messenger RNA, 1007 nt
Organism: Oryza brachyantha (malo sina)
Lineage: Eukaryota; Viridiplantae; Streptophyta; Magnoliopsida; Poales; Poaceae
Exons: 5
Coding region: 218-823 (201 amino acids)
Source: RefSeq, a predicted model, not a curated record